AUGGGGUGGAUGAAAAAGCCUCCACAGCAAGAGAAGGGGGUCACAAUUCACAUGCUCGCAGGCACGCCGUGGGUCGCCGCUGCGGCAGCUCUGCCGUACUUCCUCACACAACCGCUUCGUUGCUCGCAUCAGCUGUGGAUCGAAGCAGCUCUGCGAGGUCAGUCUUGCAGCCGGCAUUGUGCUCUUCUUCAUCAACGAUGUCCCCUCUCCUCCAAGGCGUCAGUAAUGCCACGGAGUUUUGCAUCCACACACACACAGCGAGGCUGGAAUCCCACAGAGCGCGAAACAGGCACCGCUCAGGCAUCCGCUGCUGCCACGAGAGCAGCGCCGGCCAGUGCGAAGACGACCCACCACAAUGAGGACAGUAGCCAAGACGCAGCAGCAAGGCUGAACGCUGCUACACCGCCGCCGUCAUCGUCGUCUGAAGCAGCCCAUCCCUACUCCGUGCGUGCCUACCGUGCACAGCUUAUGCACGGCACAUACUCUUCCCUGCGCGAGUUGACGCGGGCCGCCUAUGCACCAGCCCCGCUGAAGGUGCUGACUGACCUACUGCAGCUCUCUGUGAACCUGAGCUGUCACGACACCGAGCUCUCGCUCAGGUCCUCCUUUUCAGCCUCGUCGCCAGCCACCCCCACACCCCUCGCUCAGUCCGGGGCACGAAAUGCACUUAGCAGAGCACGCGACGUUCAGCACGUGCUCCAGCUAGCACUGGCGGAGGCACACGACAUCGUGCUCGCCGCCCAGACGCUAGGCGACAUUGCAAGCCACGCCGCCCUGGAGCACCUCCUUGCCCAGCUGGAAACGCUUGUCAACGCGACAGACGCCUGUGUGCAUGCGCCUGCGCCCGCGACACCAGGCCGGUCCUCUGUCACCGUCCCAGCCCCACUGCCGUCAGCACCACCCGCGUGGAUUAUGCCGGUCGCCACGCAUGCUGCAUUGCUUCACGGACUUCUUCGACUCGCCACCGCUACUGGGUCUCGUCUACAAGCCCUGACCACCUUAGACGACCUCCUCUCAUUGCAGGAGCGGCAGCUACACUCUGUCUCUGCUCUGCACGGAAGCGGUCAGCGCCACCGUGGCGAUGGAGACGAGGAUGACGACAGCUUCAGCAUGGAUGACGCCGUUGCACUUGUCGACGCCGCAGCGCAGCAGUAUGUUGAGCCUGUUACGGCACAGGAUCACCUGUGCGCCAUGCAGGCGUGUGCCAAGGAUCAUAAUCGAGACUUUGCCACGGCUCUCAGUCUCUACCGCCGCUUCGUACAGCACGCUGAAGUUGGUCGCUUCGCUGUCACACCAAACGACUUUACUCAUGCACUGAUCGCUCUUGCACACAGCAGCCGUACGACUACCGAUUUCACUGAACUGCGAGCGUUGCUGAGGGAGAGCGAAGCGGCAGCGGUCGUGCCUGUGAGCGUGUCCCUGUACACAGCCAUCAUCGAUGCAGCGAGCCGCGCCGUUGAGGAGCCACAGCGCAUGGCUAUUGCCCUGUCCAUGUAUCGACGUCUCCGCGACGUGGGUCUGACACCGACUCCAGAUACGUACGCAGCGCUGAUCGCUUGCUGCGCCUCGACCCGCGAGCCGACGCACGCGUUCGCCUUCUACCACGAGGCACGGCAGGUCUGCGGCGUAGGGCGCUUUACUCCCCAGGUGUAUACAAACUUGCUGCUGUCCUACACGGCUGCCGGCUACGGCGCCGAUGCCCGCAAGACGCUCGACGUACUGGUGGAGGCCGGUGCCCCGCUCUCCCGUGCCAGCUUCCACGCCGUCCUUGCCGGUGCCGUGACGGUACGGGAGGCGCAAGAAGUUAUCGAGCUCAUGACAGAGCGCUACCACAUCGCCCCAACGCCGCACACCUACGCCUACGUAGCGCAAGCCGUGGCGAGGUCACCGAAGGGGGCAUCCACAGCACUGCAGCUCACUGACCUUCACGAGGAUGCAAUGCGGUCACUCGCACAGAUGACAGACACAACAGUGCGCUCGCCUGGUGGGGAUGAUGGCGGUGAGGCACAGAUCGCCGGCGGGAAAGCGAUGAGCACGUCUGCGGAUGGAGUGGCACUGGAGCCGAUACUGCUGGAGCGCUACCCGCUGUAUGUGCGGGCGUUGGAGCAGGCCCUCAUGCGAUUGCGCGUCGACCUCAGCAUGGACAGUCGCCUGAGGCCGUAUCUGAUGCCGCUCAUCCGCAUAGCCCAACAGCGCAUGAACGCCUUUACUGGAAUGCCGCCGCAGUCGCCAACGCACGUCCCUGAAAAGGAGCGUCUCUGCGUCGCCGUCCUGGCAGCCGACGUGCUCGCUAACGUGGAUGAGUGGGUGGUGCCGUUCAUCUCACACUACUCCGUUCUGGUGAUUCCGUACUCAGCUCUUGUGUCGCUGCAGCGUGGUGGUGGGCGGCGCAUCGACGGCGCUAUGCCCAAAGGCUCACAGGCGGGUCGGCACGACGUCGUCUGGCAAGAGACAACAGGGGGACAAGAGUCUGACGCGGUGGUGGAACACCGUCGGCGUCGCCUUGCACGCUUUCUGAAGCAAUACAAGGACGUGAUUCACCUUGUGUCGCUGGAAGAGGAGCUGCGCUGGAGCCGCGAGACACGCCGAUACGGGGUCGGUGUAACGGACCUGUUUGCGCGUGCAGCUGUCACGGCGUUGCAUCUCGCGCGGCACAACAGUCCCAGUAGCAGCGGCAGCGUGUACGCGCAGCACCCCAACGUCUCCGUUGUGCUGGUGUCUGCCACCUACAAUGGGUGCGGCAAGUACGUGGUAGCGCUGAAGCAAGCGUAUGCCGGCCGAACGAAAAGCAGCGCCACGGCAGGUAGGACAGCGGAGAGCGCGCCUGGGCUGAGGGCAGCACUGAGUCGAGUGUCGUACCAUAACCCACGAACUAACCCGAGCUGGGCUCCACCCACCCUAGCCAUUGCGUCGCCAGAAAAGGACGCGAAGCACGAGGGGGACGACAAGAGGCACGCGCCGGUCACGUUCACAGUUCCGGCGAGCGAGACACACGUCAGGGGAGGGGCAAGAACUACGGAAGACAACACCGCGAGUGAUGCAACCGCCUCGGUGGACAGAGCUCUUGACGUCGAUGGCAAGGGUCUUGGGUCAGCAUGGCAUGCCUCUGCGCUCGACGCUGAUGCUGCCUGGCAACUCUACUGGAAGUCCCUGCAGCAGGCGUCUACUCCAGAACACAGGGGUGCGCUAAACGACGGCAGUGUGAGGAAUCUGAGUAGCAGCGACGGCGGCAAGUCGAGUAUUGCGAUGGAAGAAAGAAAAGUAACGCUGCAGCUGCCACCGAGCCAGCCCUCGCCCACAGCGCCGACGUCGCCUACACUUCCUCCUCCGCCUCCGCCAACCUCAUCCACCAGUGCAAACACCGACGGCAACCUCGACGCGCUUCUCCUCAUGUCGCUCUUUAACGACUGA
Molecule: messenger RNA, 3411 nt
Organism: Leishmania braziliensis MHOM/BR/75/M2904
Lineage: Eukaryota; Euglenozoa; Kinetoplastea; Trypanosomatida; Trypanosomatidae
Exons: 1
Coding region: 1-3411 (1136 amino acids)
Molecular function (GO): protein binding
Source: RefSeq, a predicted model, not a curated record